Molecule: messenger RNA, 2514 nt
Organism: Ceratitis capitata (Mediterranean fruit fly)
Lineage: Eukaryota; Metazoa; Arthropoda; Insecta; Diptera; Tephritidae
Exons: 4
Coding region: 26-2377 (783 amino acids)
Source: RefSeq, a predicted model, not a curated record
CAUUUCAUUUGUUUACAUUACGACAAUGCCGCGCAAAAGCAAAAAAGUUUUAUCUUCACCAAAUACGAGACAAAAUGGGCAAUUAUCAUCAAAUGUUUACUUAAGCAGUGAUAAAACAAGCAGACCACGACGGAUUUUACGUUCUUCCAAUUCAAAUCCUGAAGAAGAUUCCCCAAAAGUAAUAUUAACCGAAAGAAACGGGCAAACGAUAUCUGUAUCCAGAAGGCGUACUAGAAGUGGGAACAGUAAGAAAAUUACAAUGGAACCUUCUGAGGAAGUUGAUUCAUCCAAUCGGAGGCGUAAGACGUUCGAUGAUAAGGAGAACCCCGAAGAAACAGAAUUGUCACCAGAAAAAAUUGCAAAAUAUAGUUCAGAAAAGCAGAAGGGGCAAGAAGGUGACACAAAUGCCGAAACCAAGGAGGCAACUAUAAAAAGUGCAGUACAAAUUGGUGAAGCCGAAAAGAUGGACUGUGGAAAAAGAGAACAGCAUACACCUCAACCCAUGGAAAAUGUAAAAGAAAAAAACACAGAGGAAAGUGUCGAAAAUGAGGCACAGGCUCCUAAGUCUAAAUCUUCAAUAGAAUCUCCUAACAAAGAAAGCAAAUCUACGCAUAGAGCAGCUUCAAUUGAUAAGCUAACAACGUUAUUUUCUAAUUUGUAUCUAAACUCUGUGCAACGUCUACGACUAGAGUUUCCACCCCGUUGCGCUGAAGAUUUGGUCUACUGUCGAAAGCAACAUUUCCAACAGCGUUUCAAUGAAAUGGACAAACCAAGUGAAGCACGCCUAAUGCAGCUCCGUUGUACUUUAAAACAACAACGCUAUCUAUCUUUCAUUAAUCUUGCAUUAGAUAUGUGCCAACGUCGUGAGUUUCCAGGAGAAGACACAUUUACGAAUUUAAUUGAAUUAAUUUUGAGCCUGAACCCUAAAACAGGUGAUGCGGCACUCAUUCGAACCUACAUUCAGUCUAUAGAACUCUUCAGCUAUAUGGUACGAGCGUUUCCACCUUGUUGGCGUGCGACACACACUGCCUAUAUAGGCUUCUUUCAACGUCCUUUGGAUGCAGAAAAGCUAAGUAAUAAGUCGAAAGGUGACAAUCGCUUGUCUAAAUCGAAAAAAGUGUUUGAUAUUAUACUUGAUCUAACCGAAAUGAUAUUAAAUGAAUGUACUACGGAAGAACUGGGAGAGCCUGCUGAACCGAAAACUCCAAAAAAUGAUUUGGCAAAAGAAGAAGGAUCGGUAGUAACGGAAACACCUAGUAGCGAACAAUUUGAUCACCACAAGUGGGACGAACGCGAUAAUCGUUUAAAUACCUUUAUAGCGCUUAGGCCAAUGGAACGUGUGGAACGCCUUUUCAUAGUAUUGCGACUUAUUUUGCAAAUUCUUGAAAGUGAUUACGCUAUGUGGAUGUUGCAUCAUUAUCGAAAGAACAAAAGUUGGUUAUUUUAUAAUGACAGCCGACCGCUGGCGGUUUUUGUACUCGGUAUGUCUGAAGAAGCGCAUUUGAGCGCUCUAGGCCGACAAUUGUUUCUCCUUUUCGCACUAGCUGUUAAUAAGGGACUGAAUUUGAACUACUUAAAAAUUCUCGAGCGCUAUAUAUCACUUUUAAUGGUAAUAAGUAAUACAGCUGACAUAGAACACACCGUUUUGGGUGUAAAAUUUCCACGACUCGGUCCAAACACCAAACAACUUAUACUAGAUUUCUUCAGGAAAUUUAAAGAUCGCAAUUUGAACUCUUCUAUUGAGAAUUAUAUCCGCGCUAUUAAUGUACUCCGCAUACCCUACGUUCGUUACACGUUCAUCGAUCUGUUUUUACAAAUGUUUGGCUUUCUAUACGGUGAAGACUUUUCUCCUGAAAAAGUUUUCCAUUAUAUGCGUAAGAAGCGUUGGCUAAAGCAUAAAAAACAAGCUGACUUACAAGCGGCUGCAGGCGAAAAUGAUGAUGUUGUCGAUGAAAUCUCCUGUGAACAACACCUAUCACUGCUAUUAGAAGCUCUCAAAGCCUAUUGUGAGUGGUAUGCUUCUAAGGAGUUUAUGAAUAUAAUUUUAAAUAAAAGUAGUAUAAGCAGCUUGAAGAUUACCACGCAUUCAGUACAUCAUACGCCAAUCGCUUACGGUGGCCUUCUGAAUUUGGCACGCAUGGAAAAUGAAAUCCAAUUGCUGGAAAAUAAAUUACGUAAGACAGUGCGUGUUGCAAAACCCGUUAUUGAUUUGCCACUUAUGGAUAUUUGCAUUGAUCAGGAUUUGCGUACAAAAUAUCGUACCGAUUUUAAAUAUUUAAAUGCAUUACAGCAAAAAGUUGCCGAGCAAAGUAUAGCACAUCCCGAGGUAAACUUGAGUGCUUGGCAAGAAUUUCUAAUUGACUUCAAAGAGAAUUAAGAAGCUGGAAUGCUAGCCUCAAGUUUUGAGGCUUCAUUACAUUACUUUGUUAUUACAUAUACUCUAAAUUCAAAUUAUAUCUCUUUUAUUUACUUACCUCUUUAAUGUGAUUUACACAUAAAAUUAUAUGCCAUACA